GGCUCCAAUGGCGCUUUCUACAAGGCAUUUGUAAAGGAUGUUCAUGAAGAUUCAAUAACAGUUGCAUUUGAAAACAAGAGACCCCACCAGCCCAGUGCAUGCUGAUAUGUCAUCAGCCGCUACCCAUGGCAGGAAUUGACCACCUCGUGGGAUCUAAAAUUUAACAGGGGAAAACUGGCAGCCAGAGAGGCAGAUUCCAUUCCAUGAUGUGAGAUUCCCACCUCCUGUAGGUUAUAAUAAAGAUAUAAAUGAAAGUGAUGAAGUAGAGGUUUAUUCCAGAGCAAAUGAAAAAGAGCCUUGCUGUUGGUGGUUAGCUAAAGUGAGGAUGAUAAAGGGUGAGUUUUAUGUGAUAGAAUAUGCAGCAUGUGAUGCUACAUACAAUGAAAUUGUUACAAUUGAACGUCUAAGAUCAGUUAAUCCCAACAAACCUGCUACGAAAGAUACUUUCCAUAAAAUCAAGCUGGAUGUGCCAGAAGACUUAAGACAAAUGUGUGCCAAAGAAUCGGCACAUAAGGACUUUAAAAAGGCAGUUGGUGCCUUUUCUGUAACUUAUGAUCCAGAAAAUUAUCAGCUUGUCAUUUUGUCCAUCAAUGAAGUCACCUCAAAGCGAGCACAUAUGCUGAUUGACAUGCACUUUCGGAGUCUGCGCACCAAAUUGUCUCUGAUAUUGAGAAAUGAAGAAGCCAGUAAGCAGUUGGAGAGUUCAAGGCAGCUUGCCUCAAGGUUUCAUGAGCAGUUUAUCGUACGAGAAGAUCUGAUGGGUCUAGCUAUUGGUACUCAUGGUGCUAAUAUUCAGCAAGCUAGAAAAGUACCUGGGGUCACUGCUAUUGACCUAGAUGAAGAUACCUGCACAUUUCAUAUCUAUGGAGAGGAUCAGGAUGCAGUAAAAAAGGCCAGAAGCUUUCUUGAAUUUGCUGAAGAUGUCAUACAAGUUCCAAGGAACUUAGUUGGCAAAGUAAUAGGAAAAAAUGGAAAACUGAUUCAGGAGAUUGUGGACAAGUCAGGAGUUGUGAGAGUGAGGAUUGAGGCUGAAAAUGAGAAAAAUGUUCCACAAGAAGAGGAAAUUAUGCCACCAAAUUCCCUACCUUCCAAUAAUUCAAGGGUUGGACCUAGUCCCUCGGAAGAAAAAAAAAAUUUAGAUGUAAAGGAAAACAGCGCCCAUUUUUCUCAACCUAACAGUACAAAAGUCCAGAGGGUGUUAGUGGUUUCAUCAAUUGUAGCAGGGGAAUCCCAGAAACCUGAACUCAAGGCUUGGCAGGGAAUGGUACCAUUUGUUUUUGUUGGAACAAAGGACAGCAUCGCUAAUGCCACUGUUCUUUUGGAUUAUCACCUGAACUAUUUAAAGGAAGUAGACCAGUUGCGUUUGGAGAGAUUACAAAUUGAUGAGCAGUUGCGACAGAUUGGAGCUAGUUCUAGACCACCACCAAAUCGUACAGAUAAGGAAAAAGGCUAUGUGACUGAUGAUGGUCAAGGAAUGGGUCGAGGUAGUAGACCUUACAGAAAUAGGGGGCACGGCAGACGCGGACCUGGAUAUACUUCAGGAACUAAUUCUGAAGCAUCAAAUGCUUCUGAAACAGAAUCUGACCACAGAGACGAACUCAGUGAUUGGUCAUUAGCUCCAACAGAGGAAGAGAGGGAGAGCUUCCUGCGCAGAGGAGACGGUCGGCGGCGUGGAGGGGGAGGAAGAGGACAGGGAGGAAGAGGACGCGGAGGAGGCUUCAAAGGAAAUGACGAUCACUCCCGAACAGAUAAUCGUCCCCGUAAUCCAAGAGAGGCUAAAGGAAGAACAGCAGAUGGAUCUCUUCAGAUCAGAGUUGACUGCAAUAAUGAAAGGAGUGUCCACACUAAAACAUUACAGAAUACCUCCAGUGAAGGUAAUCGGCUGCGCACGGGUAAAGAUCGUAACCAGAAGAAGGAAAAGCCAGACAGCAUGGAUGGUCAGCAACCACUAGUGAAUGGAGUACCCUAAACUGCAUAAUUCCGAAGUUAUAUUUCCUAUACCAUUUCUGUAAUUCUUAUUCCAUAUUAGAAAACUUUGUUAGGCCAAAGACAAAUAGUAGGCAAGAUGGCACAGGGCGUGAAAUGAACACAUAUACUGCUAAAAAUUUUAUUUCAUUUUUUGGUAUUGGCCAUAAGCAACGAUUUUCAGAUUUGCACAAAAAGAUAUCUUGAAAUUUGAAAUAUUGCUUUUAAUUAUACUUAGCACUUCAGGGCAGGAUUUUAGUUUUAUUUUUUAAAGUACUGA
Molecule: messenger RNA, 2245 nt
Organism: Cynocephalus volans (Philippine flying lemur)
Lineage: Eukaryota; Metazoa; Chordata; Mammalia; Dermoptera; Cynocephalidae
Gene: FMR1
Product: fragile X messenger ribonucleoprotein 1
Exons: 18
Coding region: 326-1969 (547 amino acids)
Biological process (GO): regulation of mRNA stability; negative regulation of translation; regulation of filopodium assembly
Cellular component (GO): dendritic filopodium; membrane; postsynaptic density
Molecular function (GO): translation regulator activity; protein homodimerization activity; mRNA 3'-UTR binding
Source: RefSeq, a predicted model, not a curated record